UUGCACAAAAAUAACCCAAAACUGAAAGAAAAGCACAGACUGAUCCUCCGGCGAAACUAUUUCACCAAUCUAACCCUUUUGUGUGGCGCCCCUCCAACGGGCGCCACACAUGCCCAUGUGGCUCCCCUCCUGCCGGCGCCACUGUCCCAGCCGACGUGGCCCCCUCGCCGCUGAGCUGGUGCGCCCAUCCGACGUGGCAGCAUGUGUGGCGCCCCUCCCAACGGCGCCACACAUGCACUUGGAAUUGCCCAAAACAUACUGUGAGACAAAUCCUCUGGGACUUAGCCGUUUUGCGAGGCUCGAUGUGUGGCGCCGAUGCCACGGGCGCCACACAUCCACUUAAGUGUGGCGCCCGCGUCCGCGCCCAGCCCGACCCUCUCUUUCUUCUUUCUCUUCCUCUCUGCUUCUCCUCCCCAACCGCCGCCGCCGCCCGCCUCCCCUUCGGCCCCCCACCAAAUCGACCAAGGAAUCGUCAGAUCUAUCCGGCCAAGUCCUUCCUCCUCCAUUCCUCAAGGUAUUCCCCUUCGAUUCCCUCUGAUUCGUCCACUAUUGUUGGUGGAUUUGGUGGAUUUGGAUAUGAACCCUAGAUUUGGCUAUGUAGAUAUAAAAUGGCUAUGUAUGUGUUCAAAUUCUAUGUAUGUAUGUCUUGAAAUGUCUACUAUUUGUGAUGGAAUAACUCAUAUUUGAACCAAAUAUUUGUUGGAACCCUAGAUAUGAAUGUAUGUGUGUAUGUAUGGAACUCUCAUGUAUUUGGAUAUGAACUCUCAUGUAUGUGUUGCUCAUUUUUGUUAGUGGAAUGACUCAUAAUAUGUUUGUGUAAACAUGUAGGAUGGUGUGGCUUCUGGAUGAAGAGUACGACAGGGAGCACCGGGCUGUUCAUAUGACGGAGAGGGGAACGGAUCUUCACCCUUUGAAGAUUCGUUACCAUGGCACAGUGGAUAUACCGUAUGACGAGAGGUACACGGAGUUCAUCCAGCCUACCGGUCUUAUGCCGUUCAUAUCCCUUGUAAGCCGUGGGGGGCCGAACAUGAACCCCCCUGCACUCACCGCCCUUGUCGACCGGUGGAGGCCGGAGACUCACACCUUCCACUUGAGGGCCGGCGAGAUGGCCCCUACUCUCCAGGAUGUUUCCAUGAUCCUUGGACUACCUAUUCAGGGCGACCCACUGUGUAUGAACACAGCUUCUGAUGGGUGGCGCGGACAGAUGGAGGACCUUAUUGGCAAGGCUCCUCCGGCGCCAGCAAAUCCAAAGGAGAGAGUUCCCGCCGGCGCGUCUUUCUCUUGGAUCAGGACUAACUUUGCAGAAUGCCCGGAAGGGGCCAACGAGGACACUCGGAGGACGUACGCCCGCGUGUACUUAUGGUACAUGAUUUCGAGGACUCUCUUUCCUGACAGUGGGGGGAAGCUGGCCCAUUGGUGUUGGCUGAAGGCGCUUACUGUGUUGGACAGCCGGUGGAGUUGGGGAACAGCGGCACUUGCCUACCUCUACCGGCAGUUGGACGAAGCUUGUCGCAGGACUGGGAGCAGGACUGGGAGCGGCGGUAUUGGUGGAUGCUUGCUCCUACUUUCCGUAUGGAGCUGGGACCGCAUAUCAGUUGGGCGGCCUAGGGUACUCCAGGAGUCGCAUUGGCCUCAUUACCGGAACAACCCUGAUCGGGAGCCGACUUGGGCAUACCUUUGGGACAAUGUCUCGGAGAUGACGAGCGAUCCAAAGAUCAUGUACAGGCAGUACACUGCGGAGUUGGACACUCUUACCGCUGAGCAGGUGGAAUGGGAGCCAUAUGGUACCUACUACCGUAUUGGCGCGGGGAUGCCUGACCUCAACCAUAAGUGCACGGAGGAGGCGCGGUUCUGGCGUAUGCGCUGCCCACUCAUAUGCAUGUGGCUUGUUGAACACCACCAGCCGCAAAGAGUGAUGAGACAGUUUGGGCUGUAUCAGGAGUGCCCACCAGUGUGGCAAGACACGGACAAGGCGCUUCAUAGGUAAACUUCUGGAAUCAUGCGAUGGAAGAUUCUUGAUAGAAGAGGUACAAACUAACUUGUUGAUUCUUGCAGGCUUGAUAGACAGCGGCAGAGGAAAAUCACAAAUUGGCCAGUCCAUCAUAGCGGCCACAUCGCAGCGUUCCAACACUGUUUGGAAGCGGCACGGAAUGCUGGCCCUAAGCAGAUUGUGCCUCACGACUUCACCGCUUUCAACAACUACCUCGAGUGGUUCCAUGAGAACACGCGUAUCGAGUUAGUUAAGCACGCGUAUCCUGAGGAGAUCUUGGACGACCCCAUCCAGUUCGAUGAGGUUGGGCAAAGCCAGCACGACACCUUUGCUCGCAGAGGGAGAUCGACUUCUAUUGCUUCCGAGCUGAACUUCGUGGUAACGGAUUCUCUCACUAACUAGUACAUCAUCUAGAUUGCCAUGUGCUCGCUUCAAUUGUGUAUGCUAUGUUUGUCACAGCGGGAGGAGAUCCAAAAAACAGCUGAGGAGUGCGAGGUUAUGUGGGAGCAGAGCGGGAGAGAUGAAAAACCUGUCGGACCGUUGCGGUAUUUCAUUAAGGUAUGAUCACCAACUUUGAAUGUACGGUACUAUGAUGUGGUGGCUUUGUAACCAUUAACGGCAUGACGCAGAACACUGCACGAAAGAUGCGGCGGUUAGCCAGCUUGCUAGGUUGCCGGGAAGGCGAAAUCGCUACAUCUUCCUCUUCAGAAGAGCGGGAGAUUCCUGAGGACGACCUAAUUCUGAGUCAAGGCAUACUUCCAAAGCAUACCUCCAAGCAAGCCCCACGGUCAGCUUACCAGUUCAAGCCAAGGGGCAAGGCUCCAAACCGGUACACUCCGAAAGAUUAUGU
Lolium perenne is the source of this 2840-nucleotide messenger RNA. RefSeq lists its product as uncharacterized. The record is from RefSeq and is a predicted model, not a curated record. Lineage: Eukaryota; Viridiplantae; Streptophyta; Magnoliopsida; Poales; Poaceae.